CUCGCAAUUCGUAGCAGCCUUCGCAAGGGCCACUCGACAUCCGACGUCGACGCUUGCCCAGUCCUGAAACAUUCCCACGCUCGUCUCAACACCCAACACACCCGUGUGCAUACCCGCUGUUGUGCUUGGGAACUGGAGCCUGUCAUACAAGCGAUUCGAUCCCCUUCUUGGGAGUGCCCGUUGGCCUUUCGGACUUCCUUUGGUAAAGAUACGACGACAAGUACAUCUCAGCAGGCUAACGGAGAUGGCUGCCCCUCCGCCGCCCACCCCCUUCGGGGCGCAUUAUGGCGCUGCACGUCCACCACCAUCGUACGUAGCUUCAGGUCCAUCGCCGGAGCUGUCGGAAGAGAAGCUGCAGGAAAAGGCGAAAAAAUGGGCUCAGAUGAAUGCUAAGCGUUAUGGCGAAAAGCGGAAGUUUGGGUUUGUGGAGCCUCAAAAGGAAAACAUGCCCCCAGAGCACAUUCGAAAGAUCAUCAAAGAUCACGGUGACAUGUCUAGCAAAAAGUUUCGACACGACAAACGGAUCUACCUUGGGGCUCUGAAAUACGUUCCGCACGCUGUACUGAAGCUCUUGGAAAACAUGCCUAUGCCGUGGGAGCAGGUCCGCGAAGUAAACGUACUGUACCACGUCACUGGAGCGAUUACGUUCGUCAACGAAGUGCCUUGGGUCAUAGAACCCGUGUAUGUAGCGCAGUGGGGAACGAUGUGGAUUAUGAUGAGGAGGGAAAAGAGGGAUCGUCGUCACUUUAAGCGUAUGAGGUUUCCGCCAUUUGACGAUGAAGAGCCGCCAUUGGAUUACGGGGACAACAUCAUCGAUGUCGAGCCGCUGGAAGCCAUCCAGAUGGAUCUGGAUGAAGAGGAAGAUGCUCCCGUUUACGACUGGUUCUACGACCACAAGCCACUCCUGGGCACAAAGUUCGUGAACGGCAGCAGCUAUAGGAAGUGGCACCUCAACCUGCCUAUCAUGUCGACACUGUACAGAUUGGCGCAUCAGCUUCUGUCUGAUCUCGUGGACCAGAACUACUUCUACCUGUUCGAUCUGAACGCUUUCUUUACGUCAAAGGCACUGAACAUGGCCAUCCCUGGCGGACCCAAGUUCGAGCCGCUGUUCAGGGACAUGGAUGCAGCAGAUGAGGACUGGAACGAAUUCAACGACAUCCACAAGAUCAUCAUCCGUCAGCCCAUUCGUACCGAAUACAAGGUCGCGUUCCCAUUCUUGUACAACUCCCGCCCUCGAUCAGUCCAUGUGUCAUGGUACCACUACCCUACCGUGGUCUAUGUUCGUUCAGAAGACCCUGACCUGCCCGCGUUCUACUUCGAUCCGAUCAUCAACCCCAUCUCCUCCCGCAACCUUCAAUCCAACGCAAAGGUCUCGCACGAGGACGAGCUUUUCGGAGACGCCGAUGAGGACGAAAGCUUUAGCCUUCCCGAAAGCGUGACCCCGUUCUUGGAAAGGCGCCCGCUGUACACAGACAACACAGCGAACGCCAUCGCGCUCUACUGGGCUCCUCAUCCCUUCGACAAGCGAAGCGGACGCACUCGUCGUGCGAUCGACAUCCCGUUGGUGAAGAACUGGUACCUCGAGCAUGUUCCCGCCGGCCAACCCGUCAAGGUCCGAGUGUCCUACCAAAAGCUGCUGAAAUGCUACGUCCUGAACGCAUUGAAGCACCGCCCGCCGAAAGCGAUGACCAAGAAGUACCUCUUCCGCCAACUGAAAGCGACCAAAUUCUUCCAGUCCACCGAACUGGACUGGGUCGAGGCCGGUCUGCAAGUCUGUCGCCAGGGCUACAACAUGCUCAACCUCCUCAUCCACCGUAAGAACCUCAACUACCUGCACCUGGAUUACAACUUCAACUUGAAGCCCGUCAAGACGCUCACGACCAAGGAACGGAAAAAGUCGCGCUUCGGAAACGCGUUCCAUUUGAUGCGUGAGAUCUUGAGGUUGACGAAGUUGGUUGUCGACUCGCAUGUGCAAUACCGCCUGGGGAAUGUGGAUGCGUUCCAGCUCGCGGAUGGGCUGCAGUAUAUCUUUGCGCAUGUUGGGCAGUUGACGGGGAUGUACCGUUACAAGUACCGUCUGAUGAGACAGAUCCGAAUGUGUAAAGAUCUCAAACACUUGAUCUACCACCGCUUCAACACCGGCCCUGUCGGCAAAGGCCCCGGCUGCGGUAUUUGGGCGCCCGGCUGGCGCGUGUGGCUCUUCUUCAUGCGCGGUAUCGUACCCCUCCUCGAGCGAUGGCUCGGGAACCUGCUAGCCCGUCAUUUCGAGGGCCGUCAGUCGAAGGGCAUUGCCAAAACCGUCACGAAACAAAGGGUGGAAUCGCAUUAUGAUCUGGAAUUGAGGGCGGCGGUUAUGCACGAUAUUUUGGAUAUGAUGCCCGAGGGGAUUAAGGCCAAUAAGUCAAGGACUAUUUUGCAGCAUUUGAGUGAAGCUUGGAGGUGCUGGAAAGCCAACAUCCCCUGGAAAGUCCCCGGCCUCCCGACCCCCAUCGAAAACAUGAUUCUCCGCUACGUCAAAUCCAAAGCGGACUGGUGGACCAGCGUCUCCCACUACAACCGCGAGCGAAUCCGUCGUGGCGCCACGGUCGACAAGACAGUAUGCAAGAAGAACCUGGGACGGCUUACGCGGUUGUGGUUGAAGAGCGAGCAGGAACGGCAGCAUAAUUAUUUGAAGGAUGGGCCGUAUAUCACGGCGGAGGAGGCUGUUGCGAUUUAUACUACGACUGUUCACUGGCUUGAGUCGAGGAAGUUUUCGCCCAUCCCUUUCCCGCCGCUUUCGUACAAACAUGACACGAAGUUGCUCAUUCUCGCACUGGAGCGAUUGAAGGAAGCUUACUCUGUUAAGGGACGAUUGAACCAGUCUCAGCGAGAGGAAUUGGGUCUUGUGGAACAAGCUUACGAUAAUCCUCAUGAAUGUUUGUCGAGAAUCAAACGAUUACUCCUCACCCAGCGCGCGUUCAAGGAAGUCGGCAUCGAGUUCAUGGAUCUCUACAGCCACCUCAUCCCGGUCUACGAUGUCGAACCCCUCGAGAAGAUCACGGAUGCCUAUCUUGAUCAAUAUCUGUGGUACGAGGCCGACAAACGCCAUUUGUUCCCGGCGUGGAUCAAGCCCGGUGACUCUGAGCCGCCACCGCUGCUCGUGUACAAGUGGUGCCAGGGCAUCAACAACCUGACGGAUGUCUGGGAGACGAGCGAUGGGGAGUGCAAUGUGAUGAUGGAGACGAAGCUGAGCAAGGUGUACGAGAAGAUCGAUUUGACGUUGUUGAACAGGCUGUUGCGGUUGAUUGUGGAUCACAACAUUGCGGAUUACAUGACGGCGAAGAACAACAUUGCCAUGACCUACAAGGAUAUGAACCACGUCAAUGCCUACGGUCUCAUUCGUGGUCUGCAAUUCGGUUCAUUCAUUUUCCAGUACUAUGGAUUGAUCCUGGAUCUGCUUAUCCUCGGUCUGCACCGUGCGAGCGAGAUGGCGGGUCCACCAGCGAUCCCCAACGACUUCCUCCAAUUCCGAGACGUCUCCACCGAAGUCCGCCACCCGAUCCGCCUCUACUCACGCUACAUCGACCGCAUCCACAUCCUCUUCCGUUUCACCGCCGACGAGUCCCGCGAUCUGAUUCAGCGGUACCUCACCGAACACCCCGACCCGAACAACGAAAACAUCGUAGGGUACAAUAACAAGAAAUGCUGGCCUCGUGAUUGCCGUAUGCGUCUCAUGAAGCAUGAUGUUAAUCUCGGACGAGCGGUGUUCUGGGAUAUCAAGAAUCGGCUCCCGCGGUCCCUCACCACCAUCGAGUGGGAGGAGAGUUUCGUAUCCGUGUACUCGCGCGAUAACCCCAACCUACUGUUCAGCAUGUCUGGAUUCGAGGUCCGCAUCCUCCCCAAAUUGAGGUCCAGCCAUGAAGAGUUCACCUUGAACGAGGGUGUGUGGAACCUGAUCAACGAGAGCACCAAGGAACGCACCGCGCAAGCGUUCCUGCGGGUCGACGAGGAGAGCUUGCAAAAGUUCCAUAACCGAGUCAGGCAGAUCUUGAUGGCGAGUGGAAGCACGACGUUUACGAAGAUUGUGAAUAAGUGGAAUACGGCGCUUGUGGGGUUGAUGACGUAUUACCGAGAAGCGGUUGUGCAUACGAGGGAGUUGUUGGAUCUGCUCGUCAAGGCGGAGAAUAAGAUUCAGACGAGGAUUAAGAUUGGGCUGAAUUCGAAGAUGCCGAGUAGGUUCCCCCCCGUGGUAUUCUAUACCCCGAAGGAACUCGGAGGCCUCGGCAUGCUCUCCAUGGGCCACGUCCUAAUCCCGCAAUCGGACCUCCGCUGGUCCAAACAAACCGAAACCGGCAUCACCCAUUUCCGCUCCGGGAUGUCCCACGAGGAAGACCAGACCAUCCCCAACUUGUACCGCUACAUCCAGCCCUGGGAAUCCGAGUUCAUCGACUCGCAGCGCGUGUGGGCCGAGUACGCGCUCAAGCGGCAGGAAGCUAACGCGCAGAAUCGACGUCUGACUUUGGAGGAUUUGGAGGAUUCGUGGGAUAGGGGUAUACCCAGGAUCAAUACGCUGUUCCAAAAGGAUAGGCAUACGCUUGCGUAUGAUAAGGGGUGGAGGGUGAGGACGGAUUUCAAGCAGUUUCAGGUUUUGAAGAAUAACCCGUUCUGGUGGACACACGCCAAGCAUGACGGAAAGCUGUGGAACUUGAACAACUACCGCACGGAUAUGAUCCAGGCGCUUGGUGGUGUGGAAGGUAUUUUGGAACACACGCUGUUCAAGGGGACUUACUUCCCUACCUGGGAAGGUCUUUUCUGGGAGAAGGCUUCCGGAUUCGAGGAAUCCAUGAAGUACAAGAAGCUGACGAAUGCCCAAAGAUCCGGUCUGAACCAGAUUCCCAAUCGUCGUUUCACGCUGUGGUGGUCGCCUACCAUCAACAGGGCCAACGUCUACGUCGGUUUCCAAGUGCAACUCGACUUGACGGGUAUCUUCAUGCACGGAAAGAUCCCGACCUUAAAGAUCUCCCUGAUUCAGAUCUUCCGAGCCCAUUUGUGGCAAAAGAUCCACGAGAGCGUCGUCAUGGAUCUUUGUCAGGUGUUUGACCAGGAGUUGGAGGCGUUGGAGAUUGAGACGGUGCAGAAGGAGACUAUCCACCCUCGGAAAUCUUAUAAGAUGAAUAGUUCGUGCGCGGAUAUCUUGCUGUUUGCCGCGUACAAGUGGAACGUGUCCAAGCCGUCGCUUCUGAACGAUACGAAGGACUCGUUCGAUGGGGCUACGACGCAGAAGUACUGGGUGGAUGUCCAGCUGCGGUGGGGUGACUUUGACUCGCACGAUAUUGAGCGAUACACGAGGGCCAAGUUCUUGGAUUACACCACGGAUAACAUGUCCAUCUACCCCUCGCCUACGGGAGUCAUGAUCGGCAUCGACCUCGCCUACUCCCUGCACAGCGCCUAUGGAAACUGGUUCCCUGGCAUGAAGCCGCUCGUGCAGCAGGCGAUGGCCAAGAUCAUGAAGGCCAAUCCGGCCCUCUACGUCCUCCGCGAGCGUAUCCGUAAAGGAUUGCAGCUGUACUCGUCAGAGCCGACGGAGCCGUACCUGUCGUCGCAGAACUAUGGGGAGCUGUUCUCGAAUCAGAUUAUCUGGUUUGUGGACGAUACCAAUGUUUACCGUGUGACUAUUCACAAGACGUUUGAAGGGAAUUUGACCACCAAACCCAUCAACGGUGCCAUUUUCAUCUUCAACCCACGGACGGGACAACUGUUCUUGAAGAUCAUUCACACCUCCGUCUGGGCUGGGCAGAAGCGUUUGGGACAGUUGGCGAAAUGGAAGACGGCUGAAGAAGUCGCGGCCUUGAUUCGAUCGCUGCCUGUUGAAGAGCAGCCGAAGCAAAUUAUUGUUACGAGGAAAGGGAUGUUGGAUCCGUUGGAAGUUCACUUGCUCGACUUCCCCAACAUUGUGAUCAAGGGAUCCGAGCUGCAGAUGCCUUUCCAGGCCUGUCUGAAGAUCGAGAAGUUCGGAGAUCUGAUCUUGAAGGCCACGGAACCACAAAUGGUUCUGUUCAACCUGUACGACGACUGGCUACGGACCAUCUCGAGUUACACGGCUUUCUCGCGUCUUAUCCUGAUCCUCCGUGCGUUGCAUGUGAACAACGAAAAGACGAAAAUCAUUCUUCGACCUGACAAGUCUAUCGUUACGGAGCCGCAUCACAUCUGGCCCACGCUCACCGAUGAGGAGUGGAUCAAGGUCGAAGUGCAGCUGAAGGACUUGAUCCUUGCUGACUACGGCAAGAAGAACAAUGUCAACGUCGCGUCCCUGACGACUUCCGAAGUGAGGGACAUCAUCUUGGGAAUGGAGAUCUCUGCUCCGUCGUUGCAACGGCAGCAGAUUGCGGAGAUUGAGAAGCAGACGCAGGAUUCGACGCAGUUGACGGCGGUCACGACCAAAACGCAAAACAUCCACGGUGACGAGAUGAUUGUCACCACCACGUCGAACUACGAGACGCAGACCUUCUCCUCAAAGACCGAAUGGCGUGUGCGUGCCAUUGCGUCGACGAACUUGCAUCUCAGGACGAACCAGAUCUAUGUCAAUACGGACGAGAUCCGUGAGACGGGAUACACGUACAUUCUGCCCAAGAAUGUGUUCAAGCGGUUCAUCUGCGUCUCCGAUCUGAGAACGCAGAUAGCUGGGUUCAUGUACGGUGUUACCGCACCUGGCAACCAGCAAGUCAAGGAGAUCCGCGCCAUCGUCCUCGUUCCGCAAUGGGGUACUCACCAGCAAGUGCAUUUGCCGCACAUGCUGCCUGAGCACGAGUACCUGAAAGACUACGAGCCCCUCGGGUGGAUCCACACGCAGCCGAACGAGUUACCCCAACUCAGCCCGCUCGACGUGACGAUGCACGCCAAGAUCAUGGCGGACAACAAAGGCUACUGGGACGGCGACAAGACUAUCAUCAUGACCUGCUCCUUCACGCCCGGAUCCUGCUCACUGGCGGGUUACAAGCUCACCCCCGCCGGCUUCGAGUGGGGCCGCAACAACAAAGACAUGGGCGUCAACCCACAGGGGUACCUGCCGUCCCACUACGAACGCGUGCAGAUCAUCCUCUCGGACCGCUUCCUCGGAUUCUUCAUGGUCCCCGAAGGCGACGGCGUGUGGAAUUACAACUUCAUGGGCGCGAAACAUCGCACUGACAUGAAGUACACAGUCACGAUCGACACACCCAAGGAGUUUUACCACGAGGUGCAUCGGCCGAGUCAUUUCUUGAACUUUAGCGGGUUGGAGGAGUCGGGGCUGGGAGCUGUUGGCCAGGGCGUGGCUGCUAGUAAUGAAGCGGAGUUGGAGGAUCAGUUUGCGUGAGGGGGGGAUGGCUAUUCAUGGCCUGUGCGAUUCAAGUAGUGGGGAUGUUUGGGAGGGAGGGUAAAUAUCAGUGUUGUCAGCUGUAGCUUCCCUUGCCUCUGUUCUGUAAUUUAGUCUUUUCGAUUGUGUUUAUUUUGAUUAUGUAUUUUGAGCGACUUUUAUUGCCUACCAUGAGGACAUUUAUGAGUUGCUGCUCGGUUGAGUUGCUGCUCGGUGUUGGGUGUCCUUGAGGACUUUGGAACUUAUGCUGUGCCGCUCUUAAAGGCCGUUUCUCA
Fimicolochytrium jonesii is the source of this 7605-nucleotide messenger RNA. Its product is annotated as NUC071 domain-containing protein. Lineage: Eukaryota; Fungi; Chytridiomycota; Chytridiomycetes; Spizellomycetales; Powellomycetaceae. Gene Ontology annotation, biological process: spliceosomal tri-snRNP complex assembly; mRNA splicing, via spliceosome. The transcript has 14 exons. Bases 245 to 7330 code for a protein of 2361 amino acids. Gene Ontology annotation, molecular function: pre-mRNA intronic binding; U5 snRNA binding; metallopeptidase activity. The record is from RefSeq and is a predicted model, not a curated record. Gene Ontology annotation, cellular component: U5 snRNP; catalytic step 2 spliceosome.